AUGGAGGGCGGCUUGGAGAAUGAUGUCGUAAGAAAUAUUUUUGAUUCGUCUGCAGGACGUUCAAUAGACGUGUCAAUUCCAGACCCUUGUUCGGUCGGAAAUCCUGUAACGAUCACGUUCGCCAGGAUCGUGCCCACCGCGAGAGCCCUACUCAUUGAUGUGGCCGAAAAGGGGAUAUCUGUCGAUUGGAAUGCCGGAUCGCUCUCGCAAUAUUCUGCAAGUCGACUUUCACUCUCGACACAGAUGCAGGACGCUGCAUCUAUCCUACUUCCUGAUUACCUCUCCGAGAUUCUAAGCGACUCUAGUAACACUGAUUCUCAUGUAGUCCGUAAUGUGUUGCUGACGCUACUGUUUGCGGGGCGAGAAAAUUAUCUUGGAUGGAGCCUUCAUGCCAUGCUUGCUGAACCAGAUUGGAUGGAUCAACUUAGGGAAGAAACCGCAGCGAACGGAGGCCAUUUGACUGCACCAGCGUUCGAAGAGAUGUCUCGCUAUCACAAACAUCUGACAACUUUCUACGAGACAGUACAGCUUUGGCCCGGAUUCCCUAAGAAUGCACGUCUUGCGUUAUGCGAUGAUAUGCCUCCUGCGUUGCCCAAGCUUGGUCUACCCGCAGUCAAAAUCGAUAAAGGUGAUUACAUCUUGUGGUCAGAUUAUCAUAUGAUGCAGGAUGAAGAAACAUGGCGUUUUACUCCUGGAAGACAUCUUGACUCCAAGGGCCAUUUCGUGAAGCCAGCUCCUCCUCAUUUGAACAGGUUUGGCACAGGACCUCGACUGUGUCCUGCAGCUCAGCUAGCUGCGUAUGAGCUGUUUGUCGUGCUGCUAUGUUGGGUAGCCUAUGUGCUCUUUGUCAAGCCUCGCUUCUCGUCACUGCGCUCAUUACCUGGCCCUCGCAACCCUAGCUUCUUGUAUGGCAACUUGUUCCAAAUCUACCACAAAGGUAAUACGGAACUGCAUGAGGACUGGGUCGAAAGAUAUGGGAGUACAAUUAGGUCUAAAGGAUGGUUCAAUGAAGACCGAUUGUAUACCAUGGACACGAAAGCUCUGGCUCACAUUCUGAACCACCCAAAUAUCUAUCAGAAGCCUAAGAUGGUACAGUUCUUGGUCGCUGAGGUAGUAGAGAAGGGUUUAUUAGCUGUUGAAGGUGAACAUCAUCGCAGACAGAGAAGAAUUGCGAACGCUGCGUUUGGCGCCGCGCAGAUUCGCGAUGUGACUGGAAUUUUUAUAGAGAAGGCCAUUCAGCUACGAGAUAUAUGGAACGAAGAAAUUUCAGUGCUGGGCGAGCGCGCUCGCUUGGACGUUCAUAUCGGGUUGACGAAGAUGACCCUUGACGUUAUUGGCUUAGCUGGAUUCGAUUAUGACCUGUCUGCGUUGAAAGUAGACGAACCUCCUAACGAAUUCAACCAGGCAUUCGCAGCAAUGAUCGGCCCAUCAACGGGGAAACCGUCUAUAUACCCAAUCUUGAGAUACUUUGUUCCUCCUGUUCGCUACCUACCCACUCAACGUCUGGGACGGGUCAAGAAGGCUAAGGCCGCCAUGAGGCGUAUUGGCAUGCAGCUCAUUCAACAAAAGAAGGCCGAGAUUGCGGCCGCGAUGGCGGAUGGGAAUUACUCGAAAAGCUCACGCAGUCGUGACUUGUUAACGGUACUACUCGAGGCUAACCUGACAGAUGAUGUGCCCGAACACCACAGGCUGACCGACGACGAUGUGAUGGCCCAAAUUCCUACGUUUCUCGUGGCGGGACAUGAUACCACGAAUAAUUCAACAGCGUGGGCAUUGUAUGCACUCGGAAAGGCGUCUGCAGUGCAGGACAGACUACGGGCUGAGCUGUUGGAAGUACCUACUGAAACUCCAACUAUGGACGUUCUCAACGCCCUCCCAUAUCUCGAUGCGGUAGUUCGGGAGACACUGCGCCUCUAUGCACCUGUCCCCGCCACACUUCGGACCGCAAUGGAGGACGAUGUAAUACCUCUCAAAGUUCCGUUCAUUGAUACUAGCGGGCAAGUACAGUACAGUAUAAGGAUUAAGAAGGGCACACCACUCGACAUUCCUCUCCUCGCUCUAAACCGGUCCAAAGUGCUGUGGGGUCAAGAUGCGCACCAAUUCAACCCGGAACGAUGGGAAUCUAUUCCCGAGAGUGCUCAGUCCAUCCCGGGCGCGUGGAGCAAUUUGAUGACCUUCAUGAGUGGGCCACAUGCCUGCGUUGGCUAUCGCUUCUCCAUUGUUGAGAUGAAGGCCUUACUCUUCACUCUAAUCCGUGCUUUCGUAUUUGAGCUAGCCGUGCCCGCAGACGACAUCACACAUCGAUCAACCCUCGUGCGGAGACCCGUUGUGCGGAGCGAAAUCAAGAAAGGCCCACAACUCCCAAUGAUCGUAACAAUGUAUAGAGCUAUAUAA
Molecule: messenger RNA, 2394 nt
Organism: Fibroporia radiculosa
Lineage: Eukaryota; Fungi; Basidiomycota; Agaricomycetes; Polyporales; Fibroporiaceae
Exons: 20
Coding region: 1-2394 (797 amino acids)
Molecular function (GO): oxidoreductase activity, acting on paired donors, with incorporation or reduction of molecular oxygen; iron ion binding; heme binding
Source: RefSeq, a predicted model, not a curated record